Messenger RNA from Tachysurus vachellii, 3999 nucleotides. RefSeq names its product acidic fibroblast growth factor intracellular-binding protein B. The transcript has 20 exons. NCBI's taxonomy places the organism in Eukaryota, Metazoa, Chordata, Actinopteri, Siluriformes, Bagridae. Bases 60 to 2432 code for a protein of 790 amino acids. The record is from RefSeq and is a predicted model, not a curated record. Gene Ontology annotation, molecular function: calcium ion binding; fibroblast growth factor binding. Gene Ontology annotation, biological process: platelet aggregation. Gene Ontology annotation, cellular component: nucleus.
GUCAACAAGCAGCAGGCUCAGAUUUUCUAGUGACAUGAUAAACCAAAGACAGCGAGAGGAUGUCAAUUGAAUUAGACGUAUUUGUGGGCAACACCACCAUCAUCGAUGAAGAGGUGUACCAGCUGUGGUUGGAUGGAUAUUCAGUCAGUGAUGCGGUGAGGAUGCGGCUAGAGAGUGGUGCUUUACGUGAGAGUGAUGCUAACGGAGAGGUCCUGCACAGUGACACCAUGGACCAAUACAGAACCUUUCAGAUGUGCGAACGGCUUUUGCACUGCCCUUCAAAGUUAGCUAAUCAGCUCCUCUUUCAGAUUCCUAUCCAGCGGCAAGCUAUGCUCAUAGGAAGGUAUUAUGAGUUUGACCAUAUGUUUGCCAGAGAGGUUUUAGGAAAGAAGCUUUCUAAAGGGACCAAGAAGGACCUGGAUGAUAUCAGCUCUAAGACAGGCAUCGCUUUAAAGAGCUGCCGUCGUCAGUUUGACAAUUUCAAGCGUGUGUUCAAAGUCGUGGAGGAACUGAAAGGCCCCCUGGUGGAGAACGUGCAGCAUCACUUCCUCCUGUCCGAUUCACUGGCCAGGGACUACGCUGCUGUCGUAUUCUUCGCUAACAGCCGCUUUGAGACAAGCAAGAGAAAACUGCAGUAUCUGUCUUUUCAGGAUUUUGCCUUCUGCGCAGGCCAGCUCAUCAGCUAUUGGACUGUGGGGGCUGUUGAUGACAUGAUGGAGGACAUGGAUAUAGAUCUGGAGAAAGAGUUUUUGCAUGAUCUAAAAGAGCUAAAGGUUCUGGUUUAUGAUAAAGACUUUCUGGAUCAACACAAAAGCCUUGUUUGCUUCCAGCUUAAAGGAAAAAUCAAGGUGUUCACUGAGAUGGAGGCUAAUUUUAAGAAUCUGUCCCGAGCGCUGAUCAACAUCGCAUCCAAACUCACAAACACCAAAGACGUGCGGGAUUUGUUCAUCGACCUUGUAGAAAAGUUCAUUGAACCCUGUCGAUCAGAUAAAUGGUCCGUUGGAGAUCUCAGGCUUUUCCUCACUCACUACACCAGCACUGUUCACACACUUGAUGCAUUCAGAGUCUACACAACUGCUUCUACAUUCAUUUUAGCACGAGUGUGUGUAAAUAUGAAGGCAUUGUGCCGUGUGCUGCUGUGUUUCGCGCUGGUCUUUCUGUCUGUGACGAACUCUCAGUCACCUGUGGGGACCGGCACUUACACGGAGUGCACAGAUGGCUAUGAGUGGGAUGCGCAGAACCAACACUGUAAAGACAUAAACGAGUGUGAGAGGAUUGCAGAGCCAUGUCAAGGGGAGAUGAAAUGCUUUAACCACUACGGUGGUUACCUGUGUCUUCCACGCUCUGCGUCUGUCAUCACUGCCCCCGAGCCUGCUGUCCAGACAGACCUAAGUGUUUCUGGGGUGUCCAAUGGGGCUUUCAGUCCCUGUCCUGUGGGCUAUGAGGCCUUGGGAGAGAGCUGUAUAGAUAUAGAUGAGUGUGAACUGGACCUGCAUGACUGUCAGCCGAGUCAGCACUGCAUAAACACACUCGGAACAUACACCUGCCAGUGUACUGAUGGCUACAGAAAGAUCGGCCAAGAGUGUGUCGAUAUUGAUGAGUGCAUGAACCGCUACUGCCAGCAUCGCUGUGUCAAUUAUCCUGGAUCUUUCUCCUGCCAGUGUGAGCCAGGCUUCCAGCCUGCUGAGAACAACCGGUCCUGUGUGGAUGUAAAUGAGUGUGAAAUGGGAGCACCAUGUCAGCAGAGGUGCUACAACACAUACGGGACAUUUCUGUGUCGCUGUGAACAAGGCUACGACCUCGACUCUGAUGGCUUCACAUGCAAUGACAUUGAUGAGUGCAGCUACUCCAGUUAUCUGUGUCAGUUCCAGUGCGUGAACGAACCAGGUCGAUUUUCCUGCGUGUGUCCACAGGGGUAUCAGCUACUCGGCUCACGCCUCUGCCAAGAUGUGAAUGAGUGUGAGUCAGGCACCCAUCAGUGUACAGAAGGACAGAGCUGUGUGAAUAUUCAUGGAGGAUACCAGUGUGUGGCCUCCAAUCGCUGCCGUGAUCCUUACAUCCAUGUUUCAGAGAAUCGAUGUGUGUGUCCGUCGGUGAAACCAGAAUGUCGUGACCUGCCUUUCUCCAUCGUGCACCGCUACAUGAGCAUCACCUCUGAGCGCCCUGUACCCUCUGACAUCUUUCAAAUCCAGGCCACCAGUGUCUACCCUGGAGCCUACAACACCUUUCACAUCCGCUCAGGUGAUGAUGCAGGAGACUUUUACAUCAGGCAAAUCAAUAAUGUCAGUGCCAUGUUGGUUCUGGCUCGGGAUGUCAGAGGACCCAAAGAGUAUACUCUGGACCUGGAGAUGGUUUCCGUCAACCCCCUGAUAAGCUACCAGAGUAGCUCAACCCUCCGCCUUUCCAUCUAUGUAGGACCUUAUGCAUUCUGAAAAAAAGGAAAGAUACCAAGGAUAAGCAGGGAAUUGUAAGGUGCUUCAUAAAUAGAACACUUUUGAAGGUUGUCUUUCUAGCGCUUCCAUAACAUCUUACUUAAACUAAUUUUGCUUUCACAAUUUUUACAGGGUCAUAAUAUUUAUCCAUUCAUUGUAGAUACUAAAAUAUCACAUGAAUGGCAUAAAUGGAUAUAGACUACUUUACAGUUCUUUCAAGAGAAUCAGAUAUUUGAGGAGAAUGCAUGUCCUUUAUGAUUGUUCAGAAAUGUUGAGGAGAAUGAAUGUCCUUUAUGAUUGUUCAGAGAUUAUUGAAAAUAAUACAAUACACGACGACGUUUAUUUUAGAAUUCUUUCAGAGGAAACCAGAACAGUAAUGUUUAUGUAAGCUGCAAUGUAUUUGCAGCAACCUUCCUAAUAACGUGUUACCAUGUACAAUGGACGAGUGUGCAUAAUGGCAAAGAAGUGCACAGAGCUCUGAAAUUUGGCACAGCUGCCUGUGAAAUGAUUUCCCCCUCAGUGUGACUUAGUUCAGCCUGAUUAUUCUGGAAUGUGUGAAAUCAUAGGUACAUUAAUUUCUCUCACUUUUCACCAUAGAUUCUCAUACACACACACACAUCCACACACACAUAUACACACACACACACACACACACACUCAUACACACACACACACACAUACACACAUGCAGACACACAUAUACACAAACAUGCGCACAUACAUACACAUACACACAUACACUCAUACACACACACACAUACAGACACACACACACGCAAACACACACAUCCACACAUACAGACAUAUAGACACACACAUGCACACAUACACACACAAACACAGACACACACACAUACACACACACACACACUAAACCAUGAUGGACUAUGUUGUUUAAAUAUCACUUGGAGAGUUAAACAAUCUAUGAACAUAUUAUUAUUAAUAUUCAUGUUUCCACAUACAUUGUAUCCGUAAACAAAAGGAACACAUUUGUUUUAUUGAUAAUCCUUCCAUAUAAAGUUCUAUAUGAAAUCUAAUUCUUGAUCAUCACUUAUUCCACAGUAAGUAACUGAUGACAGAAAACACCUCUAUGUCAUCAUGAUCAUUUCAAAGACGGUUGAAUAAAAUUGUUUCUUAUUUGCUGUUUUUUCUUAGUUAACUCAGCAGGCAUAGUUGUAUCAGAUUUUUGUUUUUAAGUCUUACCAGUCUGUGGUUUUCAUAGUUUCCUUUAUAUUUUACUAAUUUGCCAGAUGCUUUUGAUGCUUUUUUGAGUAGAUGAUGGUUAUGAUCUUUGCUCAGGAUCCCAACAGUGGUAGUGUGACAGUGCUGACAUUUAAACUUCUGAUCAGUAGACCAAUGCCUUAAAUCACUAAACCACUAACACCUACCUACUGUUCUAUAUCACUUACUGACAUUUUCUGUAAUGCUAUCAUGUUUAGCAUAUUGAAUAAUAAAUUGUCUGUGUAGUUUGUCAUUAGAAAAUAGAAAAUAAUCAACAUAAGUACCUGCAUUUAUAUCCUCAUUAAGGAGAUCCUAAUUAAAUAAAUAUGCUUUUUUAAAAGAUCAA